Pseudonaja textilis is the source of this 11742-nucleotide messenger RNA. It is a transcript of the gene MGA, whose product is annotated as MAX dimerization protein MGA. Gene Ontology annotation, molecular function: protein dimerization activity; DNA-binding transcription factor activity, RNA polymerase II-specific; RNA polymerase II cis-regulatory region sequence-specific DNA binding. Gene Ontology annotation, biological process: regulation of transcription by RNA polymerase II; cell fate specification; positive regulation of DNA-templated transcription. The record is from RefSeq and is a predicted model, not a curated record. Gene Ontology annotation, cellular component: MLL1 complex; chromatin; nucleus. Lineage: Eukaryota; Metazoa; Chordata; Lepidosauria; Squamata; Elapidae.
ACAUGGGUGCGUGCGCACGUUUCUCUCCAUCGGGUAACACGAUUUGGCUGUGAAUAUAGCAGGAAGGGGGAGGGGGUUACAUCGUCCCACUCGCGAUCGCACGCUACAUAAAUUGACUGAUGUUCCCAUGUACAAUAGCUUCUGGGAAAACAAGAUGACUGUAAAGCAUGUUCAUCAGUAGAAACGUCUAAACAAUAGAAAAUAUAAAACUGGCUUAGCUUGCAUUUGCAAAAUUUCAGAUGAUUAAAAAUCGAUGAAGUUAAAUUGCCAAAAUUGAGAAAUAUGGAAAAUAUUGGGGAUAUUUCAACUAUUCCCAUAAUGGAGAAACAACCAGUUAUAUUAGGAAACCAAAAUACUGGGACAAUGUCAGGCACAACUCCUGCUCUUUAUGUUCUUGUGAAGCAGAGCACUGGUAAACCUGAUCAAGGAACCUUGCUUUCAAAUCAAGAUAACAGCAGUCUUCUCAGCAGUGCAGCAAAGCCAGUGAAACCUAAAGCAAAGACAUACCUUCCAGCUGAUUGUGCUUCAGGGAAUAUCACUGUUAUGCUGGACAACAAUAAUAUGUGGAAUGAAUUCUAUCAUCGCAGCACUGAAAUGAUUUUGACAAAACAAGGGAGACGAAUGUUUCCAUAUUGUCGAUACUGGAUAUCAGGCCUAGAAUCCAACCUCAAGUACAUCCUAGUCAUGGAUAUUUCUCCUAUUGACAACUUCCGGUAUAAGUGGAAUGGCCAUAGUUGGGAACCCAGUGGAAAGGCAGAACCUCAUGUGCUGGGAAGAGUGUUUAUUCAUCCUGAAUCACCUUCUACUGGUCAUUACUGGAUGCAUCAACCAGUAUCUUUCUACAAAUUGAAGCUUACUAAUAAUACAUUGGACCAGGAAGGACAUAUCAUUCUGCAUUCUAUGCAUCGGUAUUUACCUCGACUACACCUGGUGCCUGCUGAAAAAGCUACAGAGGUCAUCCAGUUGAAUGGUCCUGAUGUCCGUACUUUCACUUUUCCACAGACAGAAUUCUUUGCUGUGACUGCAUAUCAAAACAUCCAAAUUACACAACUAAAAAUAGACUAUAAUCCAUUUGCUAAAGGAUUCAGAGAAGAUGGCUUGAGUAGUAGACUUCAGCGUGACAUGAAGCAAAAUGGUAGCUCAGAGCACGAAGGUAAUAGUGUUACAAGUUCUCCUACUAAUCACAGGCAUCCCCUUGAAGGGAAUAUUUUGGAUCCAUCACAGAAACUAGACCUACCACCUAGUGGGAUAUGUGACCCAGAUUUGGAGAAAGAGUCCCUUAGUCCAUAUCAUGAGUUCUUACAUUUUGCGGAGUCAGAUGUACAUGCAGGCGAUGAUCAAGGAUUAAAGGAAGAAGCAUCAGAAAGUCCAAUAUCCAAUCCUUGUCAAAAAUUGUCACAUGUGACAUCCCAGCUUACUCAAGAGAGAGGAAUCAACGUGUCUGUAAAAGAAGAACCAUUAGAUAACUAUGAAUAUGAACCUCUAAUUUGCAUGGAAGGGGUAAAUGUGAAGGAAGAAGAAACCAAUAACAUUGCAGAAGAAUAUUCCAAAAGUGACAGCUCCAUAUUGGAGCAGCAGCUGGAGAAAUACAGUAAAAUAGAUAAAAUGGAUAUUGAAUUCCACAAGGAACAACAAAUAAACCAGUUGGGUGUUGCCAAAGCAAAAAUGCUAAAAUUAGAUAGUGGGAAGAUGCCUGUAGUUUACCUAGAGUCCUGUACAAUGACCAGGGAUACAGUGAAAGUCUCUGCUCUUUCACAGGCAUUAAUGACAACUAAGAAUGAAAAGUCUCCAAAUUCAUUAGAUUCUUUCCCUGCUCAUUUUGAAAAUAGAAGUAUCUCUAGCCCUCCUGAAGUUGAGGAAACUGAGAAGAUUACAACUGAUAAAAUGGUAUCUGAAAACAUAACACCACAUAUACCUUCAGAAGAAGAUGUACUAGGGAUAAGUACUGAAACAUACAGCAGCCUCAAUACAACUGAAAUAGAGUCCAGUCGUGAUCUCAAGGCCCCUGCCACCAGCAGCCCAUCUUUAGCUAAAGUUAUCUUUGAUGACCAAAACAUAAAUAUGUUGAAGACUCAUAUUUCUGGCAAGAGUAUUGUUGGCAGUCAAAAUGUUGGGGUGUCAGGCCCAAAGAAGCGAGGAAGACCACGGAAAUCAAAGUUAUCUGAAGGUGGAAGAUCAUCUAAAUGCAUUGCAAAAUCUGAUACAACCAAUAAUGAUGUCUCUUUGGGAAGUGGUAGUACCCAUUUGGAUGUUAACCCUGAUCUUGAGGACGUGGAUGGAAUGCUUUUUGUAUCCUUUGUAUCCAAGGAAGCACUUGAUAUCCACAGUUUUGAUAGAGUUGAAGAAAAAGAACUGCAAAAUACACUGAACAAUUCACUGGCUACAUGUAAUCCGUGCACUGAUUCAGAUAGUCAAAGAAUACAACAGAUGGAAAAAGAAUUGUUAGAAGAUUUAAAAUCUUUUAAGUACAAACAAGUAAUACAUCCAAGUCUUCAAGAAGUGGGUUUAAAAUUGAAUUUUGUGGACCCAACAAUGAGUAUUGAUCUGAAGUAUUUGGGUGUGCAGUUGCCAUUAAGUUAUUCAGAGGAAUAUGCUUCAUGGAAAAAUGAAGGAACUGAUUCCAAUUCUGCUGAUACUGGACUUCAUUUUAUUUCAAGGACUGGAAAGACAAAUGAUAUCACAAAAAUAAAGGGUUGGCGAGGAAAAUUUCACAACACUUCAAAAAAUGAAGGCAUCAUUUUAGAAGGCUUGUUGAAGAAUCGAUCUGCCUUCUGCAGUGACAAACUUGAUGAGUACCUAGAAAAUGAAGGAAAGUUGAUGGAAACAAGCAUUGGAUUUUCUCCUAGCACAUCUAGUUCUCCUGUAGUUUAUCAGCUUCCAACUAAAAGCACCAGCUAUGUGCGAACAUUAGAUAGUGUUCUAAAAAAACAAUCCACUGCUUCUAAUUUAAGUUCUUAUACUUCCAAACCUCUGGACUUACCUUCUAUUUCUAAAAAGAUAAAAGAGAAAAUGAAGAAUAAAAAACAAGCAAUCUCAAAAGGCAAAGAAAAAUCUCCCCCCAAAGGCACAAUAGGUUUAUCUGUUGCAAAAAAACACAAACAUAAACUAAUCUCAGAAGAGAAAGUUUCUAAAUCUCAGGCAAUUGACUGCCUUUCUCAGACAGUUACUGAGAAAGAUGCUUCGAUGGUGUCGGGCACAGAGGGAAAUUUGCAGAGCAAACAAAUUACUAUGCGUCAGGUGCAGCAGCAACAGGGCAGUCGCUUGUCAACUUUAUCCAAGACUCAGUUGAAACUGCUGGAUCUCGAAGAUUGCGCAUUGUGGGAUGGCAAACCACGGACAUAUAUUACAGAGGAACGAGCUGAACUAUCUUUGACAAUUUUGCUGACUGCUCAGGCUUCACUCAAAAACAAACCUAUUCACAAAAUAAUUAAAAAGAAAGCACCACCAUGCAACAAUGAUUUUUGUCGGCUUGGGUGUAUCUGUUCUAGUUUGGCUGUUGAAAAACGUCAGCCAACACACUGUCGCAAACCAGAUUGCAUGUUUGGAUGUACUUGCCUAAAAAGAAAAGUUGUCUUGGUUAAGCACAAAAAGAUCCAGGAGAAGCCUCUGCAUGGGAAGCAUAAAUUAUAUUGUGAAGGAAAUCAGGAACAACAAACAAACAUAAUAGCAAAAGAUGAUCAAGAAAAAAUGAAACUAAAAGAUAAGAAGAAGAAAAAGAAGAUUGAAUAUACUAUUUGUGAUACAGAACCAGAAAAACCUGUUAAAAAUUUUCCAUUGUGGGUAAAAAAAGAUGGAGAGAUGGAUCCAGAACCAAUUUAUAUCCCAACUCCAUCAGAUGUUGAGGCAACAAUGUCGCCUGUUCCAGACAUCAUACCAACUGAUGAUAAACCUACAGCAAUUGAAGUUAAUUCAAUGGGCAAUGGAGUUAAGCCAUUACGAGUAUAUACACCUAGACCCAAUCCAGUGAUUCGAGAAGAAGAUAAGGACCCUGUUUAUCUAUAUUUUGAAAGUAUGAUGACUUGUGCUCGUGUGCGAAUAUAUGAACGGAAAGUACAAGAGAAAGGUCAGCAGGAAAAAUGCCCCUGGAAUUGUGAAAAACAUAUUGAAAAGGAACAUGAUGCAGAUCCCCAGCCCCUGAAAAUUGAAGAGGAUAAAGAUCCUGGAGAGAAAAGCUGGUGGUUUUCCUGUAGUGCUGAGCAUCCAUCUACUUCUUAUGUUCAUCGUAUUACCCCAGAUGGCAAAAACAAACUAAUUGAGAUUAUUUCUGAUUGCAACUGGGAGGAGGAUCGCAAAGAGAUCUUGAGUAUCUUAUCACAGCAUAUCAGAAAUAAGAUGCCUAAAUCACUCAAAGUAGGCCAUUUUAUUAUUGAGCUAGAAUCUGAAAGCAAAACCUGGGAUGAAAAGCACACACCUAUCUAUUCUUCACGAGUGAAAAUCUCCAUGCCACCAUGUCAGAACAAGAACCAAAACCUUCCUGUUGUUGUUGAGUCACCUAAUGCUGGAUUGUCACCGUGCAAAAGAACCGAAAAAUUAACCCCUCAAAAAUUACAGAAACAGAGGAAGAAAGGUUUACCCUUUUAUGCAGGACUUUCUUCUGCAGGAAAGCUGAUUGCUAACACAUGCAAAUAUGACUUGAAUCCCUCAGGUUCGAUUCAGGUUAAUGGUAAACAUUCUCCUCAAGCCAAACUUAUUUUGGGACAGAUGGGAGCAUUGCAUCCAGCCAGUCAUCUAGCAGCUUAUCUCAUGGGUAGACUGCAACCGACCAUGUCUGAUCUCUCAACAACAAACGUCAAGAUAGCACCCAGUAAUAAACUUGCUGUUUCUGAAUCACUGCCAACUGAAGCGUCCCCAUCAGAAGCAUCCAAAACUCCAUUUUCUGCUGAUACUACAUCAGUUUCCACUGCUCGUGUAUCAUCACAGAGACAGAUAGCUCCUCGGCCAUUAUUAGAUGGUGUGACCAAUCAGUUCACCUUUCUAAAUAUUGUUGGAGGUCUACAGAAGAAGGCUUCUGAAACUGGAUCAUCUCAAUCUCUGACAAGACCACAGAAAUCUAAUACCAAAUCUAUCUCGUCUUCUGCUAGUUCAACCACAGUUGUUACUACAACUGCUAUAACUUCUGUAGCAUCCCUUCCUGUAACAAUUUCCAGCCCUUUGCAGAAUAACAGUCCUGACAUUGCUUGCACGAAUACUGUUGAAAAACAAGAAAUAAAUAUACCCUCAGCCAUGGAUGCUGUGGAAAUGACAAAGCCAGUUACAAGCAUGCCUUUUGGUCAGUCUUCAAUUCCAGUUUCUACGUCCACAGCUGUAAUCCCACUCCCUGUGACUUCACCAACUUCAUCAGUUAGCUGUGUUCAACCCACUGGACUCUCAGGAAUUCAAAAAAGCCCUGUGUCAAAUCAAAAACAGGGUGCUACAAGUCCUCCAGGUUUGCCUCGUGGAGCAGAGUAUCGUAUGGGAACCCGUUUUAUUUUGAUUCCAGUACAGCAGUGUUCUUCUAAUUUGCGACCUUCACAAAAUAUGCAACUUGCUUCUGGCAAAAGAAUAGUUUUGCAACCUUUGAGACAUCCAGGUGCUGUUAAUCUCUACCGACACCCCAAUGGCCAGAUUAUCCAACUUGUUCCCUUGCAACAACUUCAGACUUCGGGAGCACAGUCCACUUUACAGCCCAUAAUGUUCCGUAACCCAGGCUCUGUGGUAGGAAUCCGACUUCCUGGGCCUUCUAAGCUUCCUGAAAUAGCCGCGUGUCAAGCUUCUGCUAUUCCAUCAGUGACCUCCACUACGACUUCAAUGCUGUCUACAUGUCCUUCAGUUUUAUCUGAAUUCUCAACCGCAGAGAACAUUUCUGUUUUAUCUGGGACAUCAAGCGCAACCACUGCACUAUUAGCACAGACUCCUACCACUGAGUCCUCGUUAGUGCUCCCCAUGUCCUCUAAUGCUUUAUCUUUAUCCCCCUCUGCUGAAGCAUCUUCGCUUUUGUCCAUGACCUCUACUACUGACAUUCCUUUGUCGCCCACAACCUCUUCUACUACACUUGCAUCUUCUACAGCUGCAAUUUCACCAUCCCUACCCUAUUCUAUGCCUGUUUCCCCUACCAAUAAGUCCCCUUCAGUUUUCACAGUGUCACCUAAUGGUACUAAUUCUCUGUUGCCUAUGCCUCCUUCUACCAUACUUAUGUCUUCUAUCAUUGAGGGCACUUCUGCUGCUUCAGAAUCCCUUGUCACAAAUUGGACAUUACAGGACAUGAGAACUACAGCCGUGCAUUCUGCUUUGAUAACUCAAGUAACACCUGUUAAUUCUUCAGGUUCUGUGUCCCCAGUUGGUACUUUGACUCUGAGAAUUUCUCCUUCUGGAAUAAAAAACAAUUCCGAUCAAACGGGUUCUCAGUCUAAAAUAAGGUGUAAUGCCAGUGAGGUACCAAGCAAUAUAAAUAAUCUAAUAUCUCUACAGUCAGGCAGUUUUGCUUUGCUUCAGUUUCCAGGGCAGAAGAAUGAUCCAGGUUCCAUUGCAAAGAAAGUUGCACCUCUUGAGAUUAAAAUUUCACAUAAGACAAAUGAGCUCAGUGCCAAUAAGUUAAAAGAAGAUUCCAUAUGUUCACAAAUGGCAGAAAUUACUGGCUCAGAAAUUAGUAAAUUAAAAGAAAACAAUCUACCAGACUUCCAUUCCGAAGAAAUAACAUGUAACAGGAAUAUAUCAGAAAUAAUUGAAAAAGAUGCUGAAAUAUUGAAGUUACCAAAUUUUUCUCUCAUGUUACAAGCUAAUAUACAAUCGGACCACUCCUAUACCAGUGAGAAGCAAAAAGGUGAAGAAGAUGAAGCAUUGAUUAAGAAAACAAAUCAAGACAAAGAUGAUGAACACCCCUUAGAUAAAGUUCCAUAUCCUAAUGAAAAAUGUGAUGAAGUUGCUCACAAUAUAUUACCAGAAAAGUCAACGCAAGAUCCAAUUACUGAAUCAAAAAAAGCUGAACAAAAACCAUUAGAUACAAAAGCAGGAUUGAUUACUGAACAGUCCUGGUGGAAACCAGGGAAACCAGCUCAGCCCCCCAAAACCCUAAAUAAUACCGAAAAGCUGCAAACAAAGACCAAACCAUCUGUAGAUCCAUGGAAAAACGAAGAUCCAGAAUUGCCAAUACAGAACAUGAAGGAGAAGUGUGACUUUGUGGCUAAAGAAAAGGAUAAAGAAAAAGUAAAUGAGAAGGCCAAGAUCAACAUUGGAAAAAAUAAUACCUUAGGAAAUGAAUACCUGGAUAGUACUCACAAAGAUUUAUAUGAAAAAAAUACUGAUUUUCAAAGUAACUUUUCUAGUUAUGAAAAAAGUAUUAAGGAUAUACAAGAAGAUAAUCAAAAUAAGAAAGUUGUGCACAAGAUUAGUAAAACUUGUGGCAAAAUAUCCAGACCAUCUUUAGUUGUACAAAACAAAAUCAAUGUGGGUGCUGAUGAACUUGCGGAGAAAUUAACCAAAUCCACAAAACAAAACACAUGGAAAACCAAGAAUCACAGAAAAAAUGCCUCAUCUCUUAUUGAUAUUAACUGGGAUGAUGCAGAAAAAGAUGAAAAAACAGAAGAAUCUGCUAAUGAGAUGGUUGAUGAAGCAUUUGGGUAUCAAAGUGAGGAUACAGUAAAUGUUGAAGUAUUGAAUGGAAGUGAAUCCAGUGAAUUUGAGGAGACUGUGGAUAUUGAGACUGUGGAGGAAUUUUCGGAAAAAGUUAAUCUUGCUCACUUGAAGGCUACAGCUGCUCAUGCUUUGUUGUCCAAACAGUUGCACUUGGUUCGUAACCAUUCUAAUAAGACUAUCAAGCGGCAUAAGCAAUCUGAGUUUCCCAACAAAAAGGUAAAGAAUGAGGAACAGGCCUUUGCUAACUAUCGGCAAACACAUACGGCAAAUGAACGUCGACGUCGAAAAGAAAUGAGGGGACUCUUUGAAAAAUUGAAAGCAACAUUAGGACUCCAAGCUUUUCCAAAGGUUUCCAAAUGCUUCAUCUUAAAACAAGCAUUGGAAGAAAUCCAGGGUCUGACAGAUCAAGCAGACAAACUCACAGGACAAAAAAACUUAUUGUUGCACAUGCAGGAUACCUUGGUUCGUAAAGAAUCUGCACUUUCAGGAGAGACACAAGAAGUGGUCUUGAAGAAGUUAGAAUACAUUUAUGCCAAACAGAAAGCAGUAGCAGCAGCUCAAAAAGGGAAGCAGAAAGAACAAACAGAUCCUACGAAGAUGAUUGAAUCUACAGAGACUGCUAGUCCCUCUGUGGAAAAAGAUCCUACUUCUGUCCUUGGAGAGGUGAAGCCAGUGGUCUUAUCCAAGCAACGUACAAAACCAUUGAUACUUUCCAGGAAAGGAAACCAUGUCACAGAAGACCUACCUCCUUCUAUAACAUUAACCAAUGCCAACCUUUUAAUGACUACAAAUGGCCAGGUUCUGGCAUUCAGAAACUCAUUGGUGCCAAGACAGGUUACGGACCUGCCUUCCACACUUCUACAAGCCAAAGUCAAAUCAGAAAUGGUGGGCAAUGAUGAAAAAGAGCAGUCAGUAGAAAAUGAAGAUUCAUUCUUGAUGCCAAGAAUCGUGAAUGUGACAUCACUAGCUACUGAAGAAGAAAUAAAUUUAAAUCCGGAUGCAAAUAAAGGACCUUAUACAAUGCUAAAUACUGAUUCUGGGGCAUCUGAACUUUCCAUGCAAGUUUUAUCUCAGGAAACAUCCAAUCAUAAAUGCAAAGAAAACGAAGACGGUUCUGAAAAAGAGAGAAACAUUACAAAAGAGAGAACAACACAAGAUCUGCUUCAGGACAAAUAUAGUUUUCCACAAAUAGUAAAUGUCUCCAGUUUAAAAGGUUCCCCAGAAAUAUUUGGAACAAAGCUCUGCUUUGAAGAAUUAACUGGAAGCCAGACAUGGGUCAAAGAGGUAGAUGGAGGUGGAGGAGAUUGUCAAAAGUCAAAGAAACCCUCGUUGCAAAAGCUACAGGUUAACAAAGCCAAGGACCCUGGAUCCGAAAUGGAACGGCAGCAAGUUGCUUCUGUAAUUCAUGAACCAACAAUGGAUACAAGCAGUUCAGUAGAUAUAGAGGAGAAUGAUGAUACAGAUGAAACUCUGACCUCACUUCUGAAUGAAAUUGCAUUCCUCAAUCAGAAGCUGAGUGAUGAUACUUCAGACAUACCAGAAAUCAGUUCUAGCUUUUCUCUAGCAGAUACAGAAAGUCGCCAAGAAUCAAACUCGGCAAGUAGCUCUGCCUUCCAAUUUGGUACAGUGGAUGGGAAUUUUAAGGAUCUUUCUAUGAUUCAAGACAAUGGUGAUUCCAUAACUCCUCUCCUACUUCACUUGGAUGAUGAUGAUUUUCCUGUUGGCAAUAGAAAUGCCGGAGAGGUUUCAUCAGAACCUGAUGCUUUAAAAAUCAUGCUAGGCUCCGAAGUAAAGGACAGAAAUUCCAACCUGUUAAAAAUAAACGGAAAUGGAAAAAACACGGAAUCCUCAGCAAAGACAAGAAGUGUUUCACCUCCCAUUCUUCAUAUGAAAACUAAUUUAGAAGCUGGCAUAUCUGACAUGUCAUGGAGGCCUAUGCCCAAAUUGGCACCACUGGGGUUAAAAACUGCUAAUCACUCAUUAGAUUCUGAAGGACAAAGUACUAAAGUGAUGCCUGCACUAGCAUCUGUUGCUUCAAAAGAGAAGAAAUUGGCACAGUCAGCGAUUAAUCCCAGUCAGGAUUCUAAAGCAACAAACACAAAAGCAACUGCAGUGACAAAAUCAAAUUAAUCAUUGUGACUUUAAGUUCAGAUUUUAAUAUUUUUUUUCUGACUUUUGAGACUUAAAAUCUAGAUGUAGGAUAGACAUGUGCAUUUAUUUGGCUGCUUGCAAUUCAUUGUCAUAUAUUGUAAAAAGUAUGUACGUAAUUUAUGAAAACAAAGUUUUAUACUAGAGAUUAAGAAGUCAAAAAGAAUAAGAGACUAACCAGAUAGAUGAAUAAUGCAAAUGCUUCAUUUAUCUGUUAUUUUAAUGGAACUUUUGUAAAAUAUGUUGAGGCUCUUGAACAAUUACAUGUUUGAGACAUUCAUUCUGGGAAGAAAAAAUGCAGAGCUAAGUUAUUUUCUUCAUAACAAUUAAUGCAGUGAGAAUUUUAACUGCUUUGCUUAAGCUCCAGUGGAGUUGCUCUUAAUUGGCAGGAACGUUGUCAUGGUUAUCUCCUUUGUACAACAUUGCCACAGAAUAACUUUUUUUAAAGUAUUUUAAAAAAUCAGGAAUGUAAGUGGUUUGUAUAAAUAUAUUAUGUGUUCAGGAGCUCAGAUUAAAGCAUUUCAGCAACAAAGUAUUUUCUAUAAUACAAUGUUGUUUACUUUUGGCGCCUGGUGUAAAGCAAGUGUAAGUGAGAUUUCAUAUUGUAAAAUGAUUUAUAUUUUUGUAUACAGUUUUUUGUAAGUAUGUACAAUAAUGACAUUUUUCAUCUAGGAAAAGAUAUUAAAUAUUUCCAAAUGAUUGUAAAUGAUGCAUUUUUCACUAAGUGUGAAGCAUUUAAGUACUUUGAACAAAUUGUUAUAGGAAACCUUAAAACUUGUGUAUUUUAGGUAAAUUCAUUAAGGAAGGUAAUGUUACCCCAACAUAAAAUGUUAAAACUGUCUUCAUUUAUUAAUAUUUGAAGCUUCCUUCUCUUAUCAUGUGGAUUGAAUUAACUGUUGAGAGUCACUUUUCUGUAUAGGUAUGAGAAAUGAGCAAUUCUGGUAUGCUUAUAGUGCCAAGGUUUACAUGUAGCAAACAGGCAUGAGUCAGAAUUAUUUCUGGUAGGUAUUCCUGAGCUUUUAAAAAUAUAUGCAGACUGAGUUUAAGGAAAAAAAGUGGUUCCUAAACCCUUUUUCUUUCUCAGAGAUUUUUACAGAAAUAACAUUGCUAUGUUCAUCUGCACUGGCUGUUAAGCUUCAGAAGGUUAACAGAAUUACAGGUUUAGUUUUUCCUUAAAUCAAUGCUGUUGAUUAAAAGCUUUAUAAUAAUAGAAAGGAAAAGUUGUCAAAGUAUUAAGCAGUGUGGAUUAAACAAUUUGUUCUUUGUGGCUGCACAUAUUGCUUUAUGCAAGGGGUCCCAAACUUGGCAACUUUAAUUGCCAAGUUUGGAGAUCUCUGCUUUUUGCUAUAUUUCAGUUUAUUAUAAGGUUUUCUUAUGUUUCUUGAUUCACUAUGUUCAUUCAGUGCCUUAGGACAUGAAAAGAACUUUUGUACAUCACAAUUUAAUUAAAAUCUGACUGACCCGUUUAUUUUAAGGCUCAGAUUCCAAUGUAACACAAGCCUUUUAAAUGUUUUGUUUGGACAUGCAACUGAGAAUGUGGUUUCUCUGAGAGCCUGUGUCCCACAGACAUCAGCAGAUGUGUGAACAUCAGCACUGAUAGGAUCCUUGGAUGUAGAACAGUAAAUCAAGGCAGCUCUCAUGAGUACCUCAACUCCUUGUCCUUAGGAUUUCUGACUGUAUGAAAUCCUGCACUUGAACACCUUGCUUGUUCAAGCAAAAAAGCCUGAAGAAGGCUUGUGGCAAUUUGCUUACCUAUAUUAAAUAAACAUAAAACAAAUUACGCCAACCCUUUAUUUUGUGAAAGGGCCAUUACAUUAGAAAUUUGACUAAAACAUAGCAUUAUUUUUUCAUUCUUUUCUCAUUCCUUUUUCCUAGUUGCUUGUUUUCUGAGCUAUAGACUGCCCUACCACAUUUCACUUUAAAACAAAUUAUAUCAUUAUAUCAUUACAAUUAGGGUCAUUUGGCCUCUUGCCUAAACAAGAC